This is a messenger RNA of Cryptococcus wingfieldii CBS 7118, 522 nucleotides long. RefSeq lists its product as hypothetical. The record is from RefSeq and is a predicted model, not a curated record. Lineage: Eukaryota; Fungi; Basidiomycota; Tremellomycetes; Tremellales; Cryptococcaceae. Bases 1 to 522 code for a protein of 173 amino acids. The transcript is spliced from 2 exons.
AUGGACCAGCAACAGCAAAGCCGUCGAUACCUUCGCAGCCAAGGUGACGCACCUCCGAAUGCUGUCAAUAACGUCGAUCCCGACCACGUCGCUACCAGUCAAUCCCCGCUGACUCCUCCUCCUUCCGAACCGCCCGUCCCUCUCUCCCCCGUUAUCGAUGGACUCGCUCCUAGAAGCCUCCAGUCCGAAGUCGGUAACGGUACGAGCAACUCUAACCCUCCUCCCUCUAUUCACGACACCCCGUCGAGCGCCAUCAACACCGCUCCACAGGCUCUCGUCCAAGGAGCGCACCCUCCUGUUCCGACGGUGGAAUUUCUGAUGCAACAGAACCAAUUCUUGCUGUCUUCGCUCGCCAACAUGCGCGACGAACUGCGCUCCUUCCGCCAGAGCCAAUCCCGAGAACCCACCCCGGCACACCCCCCCUCUCAUCGCCCCCACGCGCCGAAGCUGAAGAGAUUCGUUGUUCUUGAGACGUCGGAAGAGGGGCGUGAGACCGGCGGCGCUCGGGCUCGAGGUCUGUGA